This is a messenger RNA of Spea bombifrons (plains spadefoot toad), 965 nucleotides long. RefSeq names its product olfactory receptor 8D1-like. Lineage: Eukaryota; Metazoa; Chordata; Amphibia; Anura; Pelobatidae. Gene Ontology annotation, molecular function: olfactory receptor activity; odorant binding; G protein-coupled receptor activity. Gene Ontology annotation, biological process: G protein-coupled receptor signaling pathway; sensory perception of smell. The transcript has a single exon. The record is from RefSeq and is a predicted model, not a curated record. Bases 1 to 942 code for a protein of 313 amino acids. Gene Ontology annotation, cellular component: membrane.
AUGGAGCCUUUCAACCAAAGCAUGGUGACGCAUUUCAUUAUUAAAGGGAUUUCAGAAGUCUCCGAGCUUCAGCUUCCCAUCUUCUUCUUGGUUCUUCUCAUCUAUCUCAUCACUGUCGGUGGUAACCUGACCGUCCUGCUCCUCGUCUGUCUGGAUCGGCACCUGCGCACCCCCAUGUACUUCUUCCUGGGGCUCUUGUCGUUGGUGGACGUGUCUUCAGCCACGGUCACUCUUCACAAGACCCUUUUCACCUUUGUAUCGGGAAAUAAGACUAUUCCUUACGCAAGUUGCUUGAUACAGAUGUUUUGUUUUGGGUGCUUCCUUAGCGUUGAGCUGUUUAUCAUUACAGCUAUGAGUUACGACCGCUACGUGGCCGUCUGUUACCCAUUGCAGUAUGUAAUGAUCAUGAACCAUCGAGCUUGCGUUCUGUUGGCCAGCGGCUGCUUUAUUUUAAGCCUCUUUGGGAACGUGCCUCUAGUGGUCUUAAUUUCCCAGUUCUCCUGCUAUAGAUCCAACAUCAUUAAUCACUUCUUCUGCGACCUCCUGCCCAUUAUAACCAUUUCUUGCAGUGACACAUCUCUCCUAGAGACCGCGUUCCGUAUCGAAGGAAUAGUCCUCUUCACCCCUUUUUUGCUCACCUUCAUAUCUUACGUUUUCAUUAUUGCCGCCAUACUGAGGAUCCGCUCCAGUAUCGGGAGACGCAAAGCCUUCUACACGUGCUCCUCACACCUCACGCUAGUCAUUCUAUUCUAUGCGACCCUUACCUUCCAGUAUCUACGCCCCAUCUCAGAAGACACCUUAGAUUACAAUAAGCUUAUCUCUCUGUUUAACACGGCUGCUGUCCCCAUAUUAAACCCGCUGAUCUACACCGUGAAGAAUAAAGACGUGAAGUCGGCAUUCAGGCGAAAACUCUCUUAUUUCCAAAAUACUUUUAAGGGUUAAAAAUAUCUACAAUGUGUUUUUGG